AUGCCCAUCGCCAAACUACUCGUUUUCGGCGCAACCGGCGCCACUGGUCGUAUCAUCGUCGAACGAGCCCCGGAGCUUGGCUGGAAAGUCACCGUUUGCGGGAAGCGGACGCUACAGGAACAAGCCAAGAAUGAAGCCAUCACGACCGUGGAGGGCCCCCUCGACGAUGAAGAGACCCUGCGAACUGCAAUUGCCGGCCAGGAUGCCAUGAUCUCCGUCUUUGGCCCAUCGAACCCCCGUGCAUCAACAGCCAUAUUCAUACCCUCCUACAAGCUCAUACUCUCAACGAUGAAGAGCGAAGGCGUCAGGCGCAUCACUGCGCGGAGCACGUUCAGUGUGCCGGACGCGAAAGACAAGUCGAGCCUCCUGCGCUGGUUCCUGGUCACGGUAUUAUGGGCCGUUGCGCACAAGGUGUGGCAGACCGUGAUUGGCAUCGCCAAGGUGUUCGAUGAGGAGGGCGACGGUGUCGAUUGGACUCUAUUUCGUGUGGGUUUCCUCGCAAAUGGACCUCGCUCGAGUGUGGUUGAUGGCUACGUUGGUGACGGAACUGUCGGAUGCCCGCAGCCCAAGAUCCUCCACACAGCGGCAAAAGCCAUGGACGAGUUCAUGUCCUCAAAGUCUUCGGAUAUAGCUGUCCGCGAUGUUUGGCAUGCCACGGGGCUGCGAUACGCGAAUCACGGCUCUCUCAUCGCUGCAGGAACACAAAGCCCGCCCCGCCCUAGCGACCACGAGAUCAGCAGGUGGCGCAAAUGGAUGUAUACGAAGGAUCUCUUUACGCAAGAGGGGACGAACUUUACUGGGGAUACACCAGGUAGUAGCUUCGACGCUGGCACGCCAGCGUUCUUGUCACUCACCACUGGUAUACAAUCGUUGGGCAUCGAGUCAUCUCCGGCUACCCAGUCCAUGGACGGCGUAUCAGUUGACAGUGUCACAGACCUGCUGUUCAGUGGUUGA
Molecule: messenger RNA, 954 nt
Organism: Anthostomella pinea
Lineage: Eukaryota; Fungi; Ascomycota; Sordariomycetes; Xylariales; Xylariaceae
Source: the annotation of a GenBank genome assembly